CGAACGACCAAAAGAAAAGUUGAAUGACAAUCUUCUGCUCUGCAAAGACAAAGAAACAGCUUUGUUCGGAAUCAUUCGCGGGAAAUCUACAAUGGGGAUUGUUGUCAAGUCUUUCAAAGAUCAAUUCUCUGCUGAUGAGCGAUUGAAAGAGUCAAGGAACAUCAGAGCUAAAUAUCCAGAUAGAGUUCCGGUGAUCAUUGAGAAAUAUUCAAACGCAGACCUCCCUGACAUGGAAAAGAACAAAUACUUGGUGCCACGAGACAUGACUGUUGGACACUUCAUUCACAUGUUAAGCAAUAGGCUACAUUUAGAUCCAUCUAAAUCUCUCUUUAUUUUUGUAAAGAAUACACUUCCUCAAACGGCUAGUUGCAUGGACUCUUUGUACAAUACUUUCAAGGAAGGAGAUGGUUUCUUGUACAUGACUUACAGCACCGAGAAAACAUUCGGCUAACAAAAAGAUUCAUUGCUUAUAUUUGAAAAGUUCAUUCUCAAUAAUCCGUCUGUUUGAUACAUAUGUUUGUGCUCAAUAAAUGAAUGUCAGCUAUUGCUGUUGUUGUUAAUUAGCUGAGAUUUUGUACAGAAAAGCAUAAAACAUUUCGACGUUGUAAAUCAUGUUGCAGACAAAUGCAAUGAUAAUAAAAC
Molecule: messenger RNA, 642 nt
Organism: Eruca vesicaria subsp. sativa (arugula)
Lineage: Eukaryota; Viridiplantae; Streptophyta; Magnoliopsida; Brassicales; Brassicaceae
Source: the annotation of a GenBank genome assembly